Molecule: messenger RNA, 3032 nt
Organism: Jatropha curcas
Lineage: Eukaryota; Viridiplantae; Streptophyta; Magnoliopsida; Malpighiales; Euphorbiaceae
Source: RefSeq, a predicted model, not a curated record
CUGGGGGUUUAAGCAAAUGUUGGGUGGUUUUAGGGGGUUUUGCAAUCAGAAGGAAAGAGAAAUAGAAAAGAGAGAGACAAAAUGAAAAUGGGUAGCGUUUGAAACUAUGUUUUUCUUGAGAAAAUAUGGGAUAAAAAAACGAGAGAUUCCGAGGAAAAAUGGGGGAAAGUGGUGCGUGAAGGGUUAAGGAUUUGUGUUUUCUUCUUUGAUCUUUGAAUUUGCCUCAAAAUUUUCAGAAUUUCGCUUUCUGAGGCAUAAAAGUUUGCAUCUUUCAAUCCAAAUAUCGUUGUUAAGAGAUAGGCAACCGUGCGGGGCCUUUGAGAUUUCUAUUUUCUUUUUCUGUCACGAAGCUUUAGAAGGUUAAAAGGAACGAUCUUUUGUUUGGUGCUGGUUGAUGGGUUUCACUGUAGCAUUUCAAAUUGUUUUGCUAGCUUUUGUGAGCUUUAGUGAUUUCUGCCUGUGAUGAUUCCUUCUUGGUAUGAUCUCUGAGAUAUGGUGUUGCAGAAGAGGUUAGAUUAUGGAUUCAAUGGCUAUCAGGUUCCUCCGACACCCCGUGCUACUAGAUCAGCCAGGAGGAGGGGCUCCUUUAAGAAGAAAGCUGGAGAGAGGCAAAUGUGUGCAUUUGACUUAUUGGCCAUUGUUGCUGGAGACUUAUUGCUUGAGAAAGAAAGUACUCCCAGUUCUAGUAAUACCUCAGCUGACAAAAAUCAGUUUAUGGUUGUCAAUAAUACUGUAAAAAGUGAACAAGAAGACAAUGAAAAGAAUAUGAAAGUUGAAGCUCGAAAUCAAGGAAGUCCUGCUAGUAGCUUCUUUAUUUCUGAGCUUGUCUCACGUGGUAAUGAACAAAAACAGUAUUCCAAAGAAUCUUUGCAUGCUGACAAUGAUCUCAAUUUAGGAUUAGCUUCUGUAGUAGCUACUUCUGACUGUGAAGAAAGGUUUAAUGCUGAAAAGAUGGUGAAUGGCAAAAGUAAGAAUGCAGUGGGAACUUUUCCAAGCACGAUAGAGGUAGGCUCCUCUAGUUUUAGGGGGUUUGAUGAUUGUAAACGAGAGGGUGAAACUAAAAAACUAGUAAAAGAUGAGCCUAAUAAAUCUGGGAAGGUGCUAAAUGGCCCUGCAGCUAACUUGUGCAGUUUUGAGGAUCCAGUAGUCUGCGAUGGGAAAUCUACUGCAAUUGUAAGUUCAGAUAGUAGCACCAAGGUUCCUUUAUAUGGGAAUCAGAUUUCCCAUUGUUUUUAUCCCAUGAAUGGGGAUGAUGUAAAUGUAGAUAGUAGAGAUGAUGACGAAAACUCCUCUGGGUGUACUCACCCUAACACAGCCAAAAAAUUCUUUAGGACGGCUCCACGCAUUGGAGAUCGACGGAUAAGGAAAAUUUUGGCUUCUAAAUACUGGAAAGUAGCUCCAAGGUUGAAGGAUGGAAUGCUUUCUAACACUGAUGGUGGCGACUCGAAGCCUCUUUACCACAAGAGGAAAAAUUAUUACAAAUAUCAGCGAUCUGAAAGAUUAUACCCUUUCAAAAAGAGGAAACACUUCGGUUAUGGUUCACAAUCAAAUUCUGAAGAAGGAAUUAGUAGUGAAUUUGUCUCCAAUUCACCUCAGAAGGGAAGUGCUAGAGAUGCUGUUGGUUCCUAUCUAAAGAUGCAUGGAGGUCUUUUUUCUUCUUUGCUAACUCAAAUAUUUAUUUUUGCUAUCUAUAAUCUUUUGCUGAGUAAUCCUUAUAAUGCAGCUACUGGGGCCUCAUCUUCUGUUGGAGGUCAGCAAAAUUCAUACCAACCUAGGGAUUCUCAUGUGAAGCUUAGGAUAAAGUCUUUCAAGGUACCAGAGCUAUUUAUUGAGAUCCCAGAAACUGCAACUGUUGGUUUAUUGAAGAGGACUGUUAUGGAAGCUGUGAAUGCUAUACUUGGAGGUGGAUUAUGCAUUGGCGUACUUCUUCAAGGAAAGAAGGUUCGGGAUGACAAUAAAACUCUAGUGCAGACUGGCAUUUGUCACAAUAAUCAAUUGGAUGCCUUGGGUUUUAGCCUAGAGCCUAAUUCUUCUCGAAAUCCCCCUUCUUUGCACCCUCGAGAUUCUCCAUUUCUGUUACCCAGUGACACAACACAGCCUAUACGGAGGUAUCUACCUGCUCCAAAUGCUGCACAUCAGGCAACUUGUGCUACUUCUCCUGAGCCUCAUGGUGCUAAUUUAGGGAAUUUCAUUGAAAGCGACCAUGAUUCAGCACCCUCGCCUACAGAUAUGUCCAUUGACAAAGUCACAACAGAUUCAAAAGCUCUGGUUCCUGUACCAGAAAUGAACAUAGAGGCGCUAACGGUGGUUCCCGGACAUCGAAAAUCUAAGCGAUCUGAGAUCGUGCAGCGCCGAAUUCGUCGACCUUUCUCUGUCUCUGAAGUUGAAGCAUUGGUGCAAGCAGUUGAGAAACUUGGAACUGGAAGAUGGCGUGAUGUCAAACUACGUGCUUUUGAUAAUGCAAAGCACCGGACUUAUGUGGAUCUGAAGGAUAAAUGGAAAACUCUUGUGCAUACGGCAAGAAUAUCCCCUCAACAAAGGAGGGGAGAACCUGUCCCUCAGGAAUUAUUGGACAGGGUCCUAACUGCACAUGCAUACUGGUCCCAACAACAAGCCAAGCAACAACUCAAACACCAGCAACAGGAGACUUGCGUUGUCGUGUGAGAGCUCCUCUCCCUCUCUCUCUCUCUCUCUCUCUCUCUCUCUAUACGCAUAUAUAGACCAAAAGCUCGUGAAACGCAUGUUUAUGGAGAAACACACAGACUAGUGGGGAUUUAGAGAGAUUUUCUGUGUAUUUUUGUUAUUAUUGUGUAAAAAAAAUGUUCAUGACAAGGGAGGAAUAGAAAGUCCUGAAAGAAUUCUUGAAUGUAAUAUUUUCUUGCUCUCGCCGUGAUUCUUUUCCAGCUUGGAGAGAUGUAUGGCAUUUGUAAAUGGUGAUGAUGGAAUAAGAGCCUUCGCUAACGGAGAUUGAUUGACAACAGAAAUGUUUUUCAUUUUUGUUUCAAUCUUCAGAUCGAUUCUUUUUAUUUUUA